AUGAGUUUCUUCAGACAGGUUAGACUUCUUCUAUGGAAAAACUGGAUACUCCGAAAACGGCAGAAACUUCGUCUGCUGGUUGAACUUCUGUGGCCCAUUUCUUUAUUUCUUGUCUUAGCAUGGCUGAGGAAAGUUAGCCCCGUCUAUCACCAACAUGAAUGUCACUUUCCAAAUAAGGCAAUGCCUUCUGCAGGAACUCUGCCAUGGUUACAGGGCAUCUUCUGUAACAUGAACAAUCCUUGUUUCAAAAGCCCUACCCAUGGAGAAUCUCCAGGUGUCAUCUCCAACUAUAAUAAUUCCAUUUUAGCAAGGGUAUAUCAAGAUGCUCAAGAGCUAUGGCUUGAAAUCCAUGAAAGAGACUUGGGUAAAUUCUGGGAAGAACUACGUACCAUGACCCAGUUUAUGGAAACAAUGAGGACAAACCCUGAACAGUUUAAAGGAAGAGGCAUACGAAUCCACAAUAUCUUAAAAGAUGGGGAGAAUCUAACUAAGUUUCUGCUUGAAGAUGUAGACCUUCCUGAUACUGUGGUUUACCACCUAACUAAUGCCAUAGUACGAACUGAACAAUUUGCCUUUGGCGUCCCAGACUUGACUUUGAAAGAUAUAGCUUGCAGCCAGACUUUGCUGAAUCGCUUUAUUAUCUUCCGGAGUCCAAGUGGCUUUCAAGCUGUGCAUGGUGCAAUGUGUGCCCUUUCCCAGGAGAAAUUGCAAAAGGUUGAAGAUUCCUUAUAUGCAAAUACAGAUUUCUUUAAGCUCUUCCAUUUGCUUCCCACUGUUUGGGACAGUAAUGCACAAGGUGCUGACCUACCGUUGUGGGGCCGAAUAUUUUCUAACGUAUCUCAAGCAGUGCAAAAGUUAAUUCAGAGGCCAAGUGUUCGGGCCCUUUUGUCAACGCUCCAGCCACUUCUUCACGAGGAAGAGCCAGCAUCCUUACGGCAGCUGCUGAGCAUUUUAUCGGACCUGUUCUGCGGUUACCCUGAGGGAGGUGGCUCCAGAAUACUCUCACUAAACUGGUAUGAAGAUAAUAAUUACAAGGCCUUCCUUGGAGUUGACACUACAAAAAAGGAAUCCAUUUAUUUUUAUGACAACACAACCACACCCUUUUGUAAUCAGUUGAUACAAAGCAUGGAAUCAAACACUUUAACCAAAAUAAUUUGGAGAACUAUGAAACCACUGCUGAUGGGGAAAAUCCUCUUUGCUCCUGAUUCACCUGCAGUACAGAAGAUACUGAAGAAUGCAAAUUCCACAUUUGAAGAACUUGAACGCUUGAGACUCUUGGCUAAAGCAUGGAAAGAAGUGGGACCUCAACUGUGGAACUUCUUCAACGACAGUGUACAAAUGAACAUGAUCCGAGACAUUUUGCAAAACCCUACUGUGAAAGGUUUCUUAAACGAACAAUUUGGUGGUGAAGGUCUAGCUGUGGAAGAUGUUAUCAAUUUUCUCUAUAAUGGACCCCCAGAGAAAAGAAAGGAUGGUAUGAUGAACUUUGACUGGAGGAAUAUCUUCAGUGUGGCCAAUCAGACUCUCCAUAUGGUUUACCAAUAUUUGGAGUGCUUGACCCUUGAUAAGUUUGAAGGCCUAGCUGAUGAAACUGAGUUGAUUCUUCAUGCUCAUUCUCUUCUGGAGAAAAACAAAUUCUGGGCUGCUGUUGUCUUUCUUGACAUGGAUGCAAGGGCCAACCAGCUGCCACUUCAUGUGAAAUACAAGAUACGCAUGGAUAUUGAUGCUGUGGAGAAAACAAACAAAAUCAAAGAUAGGUACUGGGACCCUGGGCCAAGAGCUGACCCAGUGGAUGAUCUGCGCUACAUCUGGGGAGGGUUUGCUUAUUUGCAAGAUAUGAUCGAGCAAGGGAUUAUCAAAACCCAGACCCGUGUUGAUGUGCCCUCAGGGAUUUACCUACAACAAAUGCCCUAUCCCUGCUUUGUAGAUGACGUCUUCAUGAUUACUUUGACCCGCGCCUUUCCCAUCUUAAUGGUGCUGGCUUGGAUCUACUCUGCUUCCAUGACUGUUAAAAGCAUCGUGUUCGAGAAAGAAAUGAGGCUGAAGGAGGCCCUGAAGAACAGAGGGGUCAUGAACGGGGUGAUUUGGUUCACGUGGUUUUUGGACAGCUUUCUUAUGAUGACCGUGAGCACGUUUCUCCUGACAGCUCUCCUGACGUAUGGCAAAGUGCUUCGGUACAGCAAUCCCCAAGUUCUCUUUCUGUUCCUGUUAACCUUCGCAGCAGCCAGCAUCAUGCAAUGCUUCUUGCUCAGCACCUUUUUCUCCAAAGCUAAUGUGGCAGCCGCCUGCAGUGGAGUCAUCUAUUUUACCCUCUACCUGCCCCAUAUCCUCUGCUUUAUCUGGCAGGACUGGCUGCCUCUUAAGAUGAAGAUCCUGGCAAGCUUCCUUUCACCUGUGGCUUUCGGGUUUGGUACAGAAUACUUAUCACGCUAUGAAGAACAAGGACUUGGGUUACAGUGGAAUAAUAUCCGAAGUAGCCCACUGGAAGGAGAUAAAUACAGUUUCUUGUUGUCUAUGGAGAUAAUGGCUUUUGAUGGUUUUGUUUAUGGAUUGCUUGCUUGGUACUUGGAUAAUGUCUUCCCAGGAGACUAUGGAAUUCCUCGGUCUUGGAAUUUCCCUUUGAAGCAAUCUUAUUGGCUUGGGUUAGGACACCCAAAGGCUGAGAAAACAACAACUGCCAAUGAAAAAGGUCCAGCGAAGGAAGGUGUUAUUGACAUAAAGGCUGAAGAUGAAGAGGUGAGAAAAGGCAUGGCUGCCGAGCCUGUCAUGGGAGAGAACACGACCAACGGCCUGGGGCAGAAGGAUGGUAAAGAAAAGAAAUGUAAACACAAAGGAAAAAAAGAGUGCAAGAAUCAGGGGAAGCCUGGGACAACAGAGGCAAAAGACAAAGAUCACAUUCCUACAAAUCUGUACUUCGAAGUAGAGCCUUCUGGUUUAAAGCCUGGUGUGAGCAUCCAGAAUUUGGUGAAGAUCUUCUCCAAUUGUUCCAAGCCAGCAGUGGAUGGAAUGACUUUUACUUUCUAUGAGGGCCAGAUCACUGCUUUCCUUGGCCGCAAUGGUGCUGGAAAGACAACUGUCAUGUCUAUCAUUACAGGUCUGUUCCCACCUACAUCUGGAACAAUACUGGUUGAUGGAAUGAACAUCCAAACACACAUUGAUUCCAUCCAGCAGAGUUUAGGCAUGUGUCCCCAGAACAACAUCUUGUUCAAUCACCUUACUGUUGAAGAACACAUCCAAUUCUAUGCUCAGUUGAAAGGAAGGAGCAGAGCAGAGGCAAGACUGGAGAUGGAAACACUCCUAGAAGACAUAGGCCUGCCACAUAAAAGGAAUGAAGAGGCUCAAAAUUUGUCAGGGGGCAUGCAGCGGAAACUAUCUGUUGCCGUUGCCUUUGUGGGUAAAGCAAAAGUAGUAGUUCUAGAUGAGCCUACUUCUGGAGUUGAUCCAUAUUCCAGACGCUCGAUUUGGGAUCUCCUUCUGAAGUACCGCUCAGGCAGAACCAUCAUUCUGUCUACCCACCACAUGGACGAGGCAGACAUCCUUGGAGAUCGCAUUGCUAUCAUUUCCCAAGGAAAGCUGCACUGCUCAGGAUCACCUGUUUUCUUAAAGAACUCGUUUGGAUCAGGCUUUUAUCUCACCUUGGUCCGCAAGAUGAAAAGGGUCCAAAAUGGUCAAAAGGAUGCAACCUCCUGUAGCCUAGGAUCCAAGUGUUCCUGUUCCUGCUCCAGCUGUGAACCUGUGGACAAAGGGGAUACUGUUGAGCAGGAACUAGAUGGUGAUGUGAAUGAACUGAAUGAACUUAUCCAUCACCAUGUUCCAGAAGCACAGUUAAUUGAAAGUAUUGGUCAGGAACUUGUCUACCUUCUGCCAAAUAAGGAUUUUAAGCAACGAGCCUAUGCCAGUCUUUUCAGAGAAUUAGAGGAAACCCUGGCUGAUGUGGGACUCAGCAGUUUUGGCAUCUCAGACACACCACUUGAAGAGGUUUUCUUGAAGGUUACAGCUGAGGCUGAUCUUGGAAUACACAGUACAGCUGCACAGGAGAAUGCUUCCACUGGGCAAAAACAGGGAGCCCACCAAAGAGCUUCAACAGCCAGUUGUGCUUCUCAGAUACCUCUGGGUAUGGAAGGAGAUGAGAGCAAUGGAAAAGGAUCUAGGCAGAAUAAAGGUGGCCAGCUUAUAUUUCAGCAGAUUAAAGCUCUUCUCAUCAAACGUUUCCAUCAUACCACCCGUAGUAUUAAAGACUUCCUGGCUCAGAUUGUUCUACCUGCUAGCUUUGUGUUGCUGGCUCUGAUACUUACAGUCAUCAUCCCUCCAUUUGGUGAAUAUCCCAGCCUAACCCUCCACCCCUGGAUCUACGGACAUCAGUUUACUUUUUUCAGCAAUGAACGGCCUGGCAGUGAACAAAUGGUUUCUCUUAGUGAUGCCUUUUUAAAAAAACCAGGAUUUGGAAAUCGUUGCUUGAAGAGAGAACCUCUUCAUAACUACCCUUGCAUUACUACAUCAAUGGCCUGGAGGACACCGGCUGUCCCUUAUCAUGUAUCUGCCCUUUUUCGGAUUAACAAAUGGAAUCCUGACAACCCCUCACCUGCAUGUGAAUGCAGCACCGGGGAAAAACUCACUAUGGUGCCAGAGUGUCCGCUGGGAGCUGGAGGGCUUCCUCCUCCACAGAGGGUUCAGCAUAGUACAGAAAUUCUUCAGGAUCUCACUUACCGAAAUAUUUCUGAUUUCUUGGUGAAAACAUACCCCACCUUAAUAAGAAGCAGCUUAAAGAGUAAAUAUUGGGUCAAUGAGCAAAGAUAUGGAGGAAUUUCCAUUGGAGGAAAACUUCCAAUACUGCAUGUUACUGGAGGUCAAAUUGUUGGCUUUGUGAAGGACCUUGGUCAAAUGAUGAAUAUAACCGGGGGUGACGCAUCAAUGACUGUCGCUAAAGAAAUGUCAGCUUUUCUUAAAUAUAUGGAAACUGAACAAAAUAUUAAGGUGUGGUUUAACAAUAAAGGCUGGCAUGCUAUGGUCAGUUUUCUCAACGUAGCCAACAAUGCAAUUCUGAGAGCCAACCUGCAACAAGGUAAAGAUCCAGAAGAAUAUGGAAUAACUGGUAUUAACCAUCCACUGAACCUCACUAAGGAGCAGCUGUCUGAAAUCACUGUGCUGACCACUUCAGUAGAUGCUGUUGUUUCCAUCUGUGUGAUUUUUGCCAUGUCUUUCAUCCCAGCAAGCUUUGUUUUAUAUCUGAUCCAAGAACGAGUGACAAAAGCCAAGCACCUCCAGUUUGUCAGUGGUGUGAGCCUUUUUGUUUACUGGUUCACCAAUUUCCUUUGGGACAUUGUGAAUUAUAUAAUGAGUGCUGGCUUAGUGGUGGCAAUAUUCAUGAGUUUCAAAAAGAAAGCGUACACAUCACCAAGCAAUCUUCCUGCACUUAUAAUAUUACUAUUGUUAUAUGGAUGGGCCAUAAUUCCUAUGAUGUACCCUGCAUCCUGCUACUUUAGCAUCCCCAGCACUGCCUAUGUUGUCUUGUCCUGCAUUAAUCUCUUCAUUGGUAUUAACAGUAGUGCCAUUACAUUCAUCCUGGACCUCUUUGAAAACAAUGCACCUCUCCUAGAAUUCAACAAAACUUUAAAAAAUAUAUUUUUGGUCUUUCCUCAUUUCUGCCUGGGUCGUGGACUCCUUGAUUUAGCCAUAAACCAAGCUGUGGUUGAUGUCUAUGCACAUUUUGGAGAAGAGCAUGUCUUGAAUCCGUUGCACUGGGAUUUUGCUGGAAAAAACAUGCUAGCUCUGGCUGUGCAGGGUGUGAUCUAUUUCAUUCUGAAUCUUCUGAUACAACAUGAUUUCAUGUCUGCAAGAUGGCUUCUCCAAAAUACUCCAGGGCCCAUUAUGGAAGAAGACGAGGAUGUGGCAGAAGAAAGGAAACGGAUAAUGAAAGGAGGUAGCCAAAAAGAUAUUUUGAAAUUACAGGAAUUGACCAAGAUAUAUGCAGGAAGACAUAUACCAGCAGUAGACAGACUCUGUGUUGGUGUUCGUCCUGGAGAGUGCUUUGGCCUCUUGGGUGUGAAUGGUGCUGGUAAGACAACAACAUUCAAAAUGCUGACUGGAGAUAUUAAAGUAACAUCUGGAGAUGCUAUUGUGGCUGGUCAUAGCAUAUUGACCCAAAUCUGGGAUGUUCACCAAAACAUGGGCUACUGCCCACAGUUUGAUGCUAUUGAUGAACUACUGACAGGGAGAGAGCAUUUGUGUUUCUAUGCCCAUCUGCGUGGUGUCCCAGCAGCUGAAGUUGAGAGGGUGGCAGAGUGGGGAAUUCAGAAACUUGGUCUCUUGCAAUUUGCAGAUCAGUUGGCAGGAACAUACAGUGGUGGCACCAAGCGCAAGCUUUCCACUGCUAUUGCACUGAUAGGUUGUCCUCCCUUAGUCCUGCUAGAUGAACCAACUACAGGAAUGGAUCCUCAGUCCCGACGCUUCUUAUGGAACUCAAUUGUCAGUGUGAUCAGAGAUGGAAGAGCUGUGGUUCUAACCUCCCACAGCAUGGAAGAAUGUGAGGCACUCUGUACAUGCCUAGCUAUCAUGGCUAAAGGGACUUUCAAAUGCCUGGGCACCAUCCAGGAUCUCAAAUACAAAUAUGGAGAUGGCUACAUUGUUACCAUGAAAAUCAAGGCACCUAAACUUGGAUUACUUCCAGAUCUCAGCCUUGCAGAACAGUUCAUGCGCCUGAACUUUCCAAGCGGCAUACAGAGAGAAAAGCACUAUAACAUGCUGCAGUACCAAAUAUGUACUUACUCACUGGCCAAGAUCUUUAGGUUGAUUCUCUCCAGUAAAGACAACCUAAAUAUUGAAGAAUACUCUAUCUCACAAACUACUCUAGAUCAGGUUUUUGUGAACUUUGCUAAACAACAGAUGGAGGAUGUGGAGAUUCCUCUACACCCUCGUGCAGCUGGAGCUAAUAGAGAGACGAAAGUGACUCCUGUCUUCUAUCAGCAAAUAAGCAAAUAAAAGCUGUGUGGCAUCUGCACCAAAAUUCCCAGGUGCUGAAGACCACACCAUAGCAGCAGUCUCACAAACACAGCAAUUUAAAGCAAGUAGAAUAAUUUUACAGGUUCCCACUAGGAACAGAGAUGGGGCCAAUGAGUAGAUACUAACCUGGCAGAUGUAUUGUUUAUGGGUGAGAAUGGCCCACACCCAUAAAUGGCCUGCUAUGUGAUGGCCAAAUGUUAUGGAUGAAUGGGAAACUUUUAAUUUUUCACUGUCUUGGUUUAUGCUAUUAAUUCUGACACUGUUUAAAAUUUUUAUUUAGUACAACAAGCAGCACCUUAUGUAAGGCCCACUUUGAACAGUUCAAAUCUUUAAAACAGCAGCAGCUAUUGUGGUGGUGGUAUAUAUUUCAAAGCAAAGUUGUCGC
This is a messenger RNA of Candoia aspera, 7384 nucleotides long. It is a transcript of the gene ABCA4, whose product is annotated as ATP binding cassette subfamily A member 4. The record is from RefSeq and is a predicted model, not a curated record. The coding region runs from base 1 to 6978 and encodes 2325 amino acids. Lineage: Eukaryota; Metazoa; Chordata; Lepidosauria; Squamata; Candoiidae. Gene Ontology annotation, molecular function: ABC-type transporter activity; ATPase-coupled intramembrane lipid carrier activity; ATP hydrolysis activity. Gene Ontology annotation, cellular component: intracellular membrane-bounded organelle; membrane. The transcript is spliced from 49 exons. Gene Ontology annotation, biological process: transmembrane transport; lipid transport.